This is a messenger RNA of Bacidia gigantensis, 1464 nucleotides long. RefSeq lists its product as uncharacterized. Gene Ontology annotation, molecular function: zinc ion binding. The transcript has a single exon. Bases 1 to 1464 code for a protein of 487 amino acids. NCBI's taxonomy places the organism in Eukaryota, Fungi, Ascomycota, Lecanoromycetes, Lecanorales, Ramalinaceae. The record is from RefSeq and is a predicted model, not a curated record.
AUGGCCUCCAUGCCCCAUCAGUCUCCAGAUCAAUCAGGAGCCCAACCGCGUGAGCAGUCAGAUCGCCAGGCUUCCACCUCUGAAGAUCCCCUUCGCAGAAACAGUGUAACACAAUCGACAACCUCAGAAGACUCUCAGACUGUGCUCUUACAUAAACCUUCCUCUGAAGAAUAUUCAAAAGCCCCAUCCACCCCUAAGAGUCCUCAUCAGAGGCCUGCGAAACCGCAGAGGGCGCCUUCCAGUCCCGACCCGAAGAAAUGCUGGAUAUGCCUGCAAACAGAAGCUGAAGAUACAUCUGAAUCUUCAAGAUGGAGGAAGCCGUGUGUGUGCCAUUUGCAAGCGCAUGAGGAGUGUCUCUUGGAUUGGGUCUCAGAAGUCGAAAAAUCAAAAUCGAAAGUGGAAUGCCCGCAAUGCAAGACCCCGAUCAAAGUGAUACGCCCUCGGAGCCUGGUCUUCAAUGCCGUUCGGGCAAUGCUUCGGACCAAGUCGAAGUUGGUCCUACCUAUCUCAGCUCUGUCCCUGUUCGCAGGAGUCACGCUCGCAUGCUAUGCUCACGGGUCUUACACUAUCUACGCCAUAUUCGGCGAUCGCGAUGCGCGAAUAUUGUUACAGGAUCUGAAUAAUAGUGGUCUCGAUUUCUCAGUACCCUUCAUUCCAGUAUCACUGCUAUUAUCGAGAGUCAAUUACGGCGACAAUUAUUUUCCUAUCCUUCCGCUCGUUUACUUUGUUACGUACAAACCUUACAGGAACGCGCCUUUAUGGCCUCCGAGUGCAACGAUGACCCUGUUGGCCUUGCCUUUCGUUCGCACCGCGUACAAUUAUACCUACGCGUAUUUCUUUAGGGAGAGGGAGAAAGUGUGGGUAAAACAGGUGCAGCCUCGACAAGAUGAUGGUGUGGAAGGUGCGGCAGGCAACGAAGACGCCAAUCAAGGGCUGAUGAUGAACGUUGGCGGGGGUGAUGGGGAAGCAAAUUUCGAAGUAGGCAUUCAAGUGGAGGUGGAGGAAGAGGUUGAAGGUGAGGUUGAGCAGGCACCUCAACCUGAGCAGCCUGGCCAAAACGAGCAGCAAGGAGGCGAUCAGCCCGCUGCGCAGCCAGCACAAAACCAAAAUCAAAAUCAGAAUGUUGUCGCAAAUCUUGCCCAGGCAGCUCCAAUCAUCAUGAACGUCGUCUUGGAGCGAGCCAUGAGCGCCCUCCUCUUUCCCUUCGUCUCUUCAGGCGUUGGGAUGAUUCUCAAGCAGGUCCUACCGGAGAAAUGGGUCUUCCCUCCGCCAUAUUGGACUUAUAGGGCAACAGACUGGCCAUCAGGAUUUCUGCAAUCACAAUUUGGACGCAGUGUUGCAGGCGGCUGUCUUUUCGUUGUGCUAAAGGAUUCGUUACUGCUCUAUGCGAAAUACAAACACGCGCAGAUUCAUCGACACCGGAAAAUUGCGAAUUAUGAUCAGAAGAAAACGAAGGCUUCUUAG